Molecule: messenger RNA, 1463 nt
Organism: Linum trigynum
Lineage: Eukaryota; Viridiplantae; Streptophyta; Magnoliopsida; Malpighiales; Linaceae
Source: the annotation of a GenBank genome assembly
CCAACAAACCGGGCAUCUGGGAAGCACGGGGAGAUCCUUCUCUAUUAGGGCUUUAGUAGUUGGCAGGAUUCGGUUAAAGAUUUUCCAGAAAAACACUUUCAAUUUGGGCGGAAUAUUAGCUCCCACAAAUGAAUUCAGCUGGUCCUAUCCAUCCAACUAACCAUUGACCGACAACGACCACUUUGCUUAUCAAGUAAGACAGCAAAGUGGUAGGCCAAUUUAACCGUGAACGCCCUGUCAACCGUAUCAUGCCAGAUCAGUCUAUCAUCCACAUUCUGACGAGUAAGAGAAAUAGUUUUGAUGACACUGUAAAUCGACGGGUCAAAUUACUGGUUUAGUUUGAGGUCACACCAACGCAUUUUUCUCUGACGGAUAACCUCCGCUACUAACGGAACAACCUCCGGAGAUAAUAUAGUGGGGGACCGGAUGUACCCCCUCCGCUACUGGCGGAUACCCUCUUUCACCGCCUCUCUCCCGACGAUCCUCCCUCCGCCCACAAUCUUCUCUUAUAAUAAACUCUCGCUCCUAUUCUUUCCUCCGCCACCCCAACCGCCGUCCUACUUCCUCUGGUCAACCCCUAACCUCACCGAUGGCCACCUCUGCUGCUAGAGACGACGACGACUCCAGUGUCGCUUUCCCUCUCUCUGCCCCCAGUGUCUUGAAGAUCAAUAAAGGAGACAUCACCAAGUGGUUCGUCGAUGCUUCCUCCGAUGCCAUUGUUAACCCUGCAAAUGAGAGAAUGCUUGGAGGCGGUGGUGCAGAUGGAGCUAUUCAUAGAGUUGCUGGACCAGAACUGCGUGAAGCUUGCUUUAAGGUCCCUGAAGUAAGGCCUGGUAUCCGCUGUCCAACAGGAGAAGCAAGGAUUACCCCAGGCUUCAAAUUGCCAGCAUCCCAUGUCAUUCACACAGUAGGCCCUAUCUAUGACACCGAUAACAACCCUAAAGCAUCCCUGACGAGCGCAUAUAGGAACAGUUUGAUUGUUGCCAAAGAUAAUAACAUUAAGUACGUUGCAUUCCCAGCAAUAUCUUGUGGUGUCUACGGGUAUCCUUUUGAAGAAGCUGCUGAUGUGGCUAUAUCUACGAUCAAGGAAUUUCCAAAUGACUUCAAAGAGGUGCAUUUUAUCUUGUUCUCGGAUGACAUCUACGCUGUUUGGGUGAAGAAGGCAAAGGAAUUGCUCCAAGGAUAAUAAGUGUGCAAAGAUGUGCUAGUUGGUUAGACACCCUCUUUGAAGUUCUCGCAUCCUAUCAGUAGUAAUAGACAAUGCAGAAUGUGGAAAUUCGAUGAAGCUGAUUUGCAUUGAUGUGACGAAGGAUGUUCCGUGAUUUCAGGGGUUUGGGUGCGUUGGUGUUUUUGCCGACUCUUGUACGUUAAUGACCUAUUUUAUGUAACCCUAGUCUUAUAAUACAAGUUUGCAUGUUUGAUCAACUAAGAUACUAGGCGAAUUAUAAACUAAGGUACUUGGC